AGGUACACAUAAAACCAGAAGUCAUUCGUUUUAGUGAACGGUUACAAGAGUGUAUCUCGUCGAUGCAUCGCCCCCUUCUAGUACUGUGUGUGAUAAUCACGCUAAAUUCUCUCCUGGAACAUCGCUCCAAAUGUCAGGCCCAGCUGUUCGGUUUCCGCGGGCCACUGAGUCGCGGGCCACUGAGUCGUGGACCACUGAGUCGUGGACCACUGAAACGUGGACCGCUUGCGUGGAGGAAACCUCGUUUGGGAUGGGUUCUAGCACCCAACCCUAAUGCCUUUGAAGAUGACAACGAAGGUGACGACGAUGCUGAGGCUUUUGAAAGUUUCCAGCGAGCAGCGGCUCCGCACCAUAGUGUCCAACCGGACGAUAUGGGACUACAUUCGAGGGUGAUAGGUUUCUUCAAUGCUGAUGGAACCAUCGAUCAUUUGCGAAAGUAGAAAAAGUGUUGUCCUCACGAUAUUUUUAAGAAUUAACAUCGCAGCUAGAUAUAGAUACUACCACGUUUA
Molecule: messenger RNA, 509 nt
Organism: Toxorhynchites rutilus septentrionalis
Lineage: Eukaryota; Metazoa; Arthropoda; Insecta; Diptera; Culicidae
Exons: 2
Coding region: 63-440 (125 amino acids)
Source: RefSeq, a predicted model, not a curated record